GCGGCUGCUUAAUUACGAUACGGCAUAAUGAGGGAGAUUCGAUGCUUGCUCCUAAGGGUGGUCGGCGCGGUGGUGGUCGGCGCGGCUGUCUGCGGCCGCAUCCCUGGACUGGCGAAAAGUCAGCGCGAGCAGUGCAGAAAAGCGCCGCACGCGAUGCCGGCGGUGGGCGAGGGCGCCGCGCUGGGUCUGCGCGAGUGCCGGCACCAGUUCCGUCACCACCGUUGGAAUUGUUCCCACGUGUCCAACGACCAGGUCUUCGGCCAUGUGGUGGUAGUGGGUAGCAGAGAAGCAGCUUUCACGUACGCGAUAAGCUCGGCUGGUGUUACAUACGCGGUGACCGCAGCUUGCAGCCGUGGCAACAUCACAGCUUGCGGUUGCGAACCAGCUGUAAGGACGAGGAAGGAAUUACCGCCGAACGGUUGGGAGUGGGGUGGCUGCAGCGCCGACGUCACGUACGGGAUGAGGUUCGCGCGUAGGUUUCUGGAUGCGAGGGAGGUCGAAGGAGACGCCCGGAGCUUGAUGAAUCUUCACAAUAACAAAGCCGGAAGGAAGAUAGUUAAGGCUCUUUUGCAAACGGAAUGCAAAUGUCACGGGGUAUCUGGUUCCUGCACUGUGAGAACGUGCUGGCGAACGUUACCUAGUUUCCGUCAGAUCGGCGACGCACUCAUGAAAAAAUACUACAGGGCUAGACCGGUCAUCGCAAUUACACCUCCUCCCCCACCCACAGUUCAGACACUGGACACAAUAUCACACUCGAUGCUGCCGGAAAUGGUGCCCAUAUUGGGAAACGAUGCCAAAACUCAGGGCAAGCCGAACGAUUUCGCCAAGUCGCGGCACAAUCGGCAGCCGCUAUUGAAAAAGACUGGCAAGUCCAGGAGACCGCAUUUGGUCCUGAAAAGGACGAAAGUUAGCGGUGGUUCAAGUAUAAGCCUAAAGAGGAUUCCAAAAAGAAGCGAGCUGGUUUUUCUUCAACCUUCUCCCAAUUAUUGUGAGCCAGAUUUGGCGCAGGGUAGCCUCGGCACGCAGGGCAGAUACUGCAAUCGUACCAGCAAGGGAACUGACGGUUGUGAUUUAAUGUGCUGCGGACGUGGCUACAACACGCAUCAAUUCACAAGAACGUGGCAAUGCAGAUGCAAGUUUCAUUGGUGUUGCCGCGUGCAUUGCGAGACUUGCAUGGAACGUACUGAAGAAUACACAUGCAAAUAACACCAUUAUCGACGCACGAUAUGUAUAUAUAUUUGCGAAAUAGUACAUGUAAUUAUAAACGUUAAACAAAAGGAAUUUAAUGCACGAGAAACGUUAAUAUUAUAUAAGAAGCAGAAUUUUAUGAUUAUAUUAUUUUCGUUGAUGAUGUCAAUGUCAAAAUAUCUUCAUAAUUUCUUAUAACAGUCUAGGCCAUGUAUUCUCAUGAUAUUUAAGCAAUGGAUAUUGAAAGAAUCAAAAUCUAAUAUAAAAAUAGAUAUGCAUAUUAAGCACGUGAUGAUACGUCAUCCUACAUAUUAACUCCAAUUGUUGAAAAACGUUCUACGGAAUUUCACCCAUGUUUUCUAUUCUGUAUUUAGAAAUUGAAUAAUAGGAUUGAAUUUAAUAUGCAUUUAUAAAACUCAAUUUAUUGUCUAAAUAUCACUUCAAGUAAUAUAAGUAAGCAAUAUCGAACUUUAUAGGAAAUAAAUGCAUUUCA
This is a messenger RNA of Pogonomyrmex barbatus (red harvester ant), 1681 nucleotides long. Its product is annotated as protein Wnt-2. Lineage: Eukaryota; Metazoa; Arthropoda; Insecta; Hymenoptera; Formicidae. The record is from RefSeq and is a predicted model, not a curated record. Gene Ontology annotation, biological process: multicellular organism development; positive regulation of JNK cascade; cell fate commitment. Gene Ontology annotation, molecular function: frizzled binding; cytokine activity. Gene Ontology annotation, cellular component: extracellular region; cytosol.